AGUCUGUGUGUGCUUUACCCGCGCUCUAUGUCUUUAGUGUUUCCCUGUUUUCAUGGGUGUUUCGCGAUACCUUUCUGUCAUCGAUGCGGAACAGUGGGCAUUCGUGAUAUGUCAACUUUUCACGCUACUUGCAGGCUGUGUAAUGCGAAAAUGCAUACCGCCAUGUGCAGAAAAUUCCAAACGCCGUCACCUUUUUGAGUUUGUCAGCGGAUUUUUGAUGUUGUAUCUUGUUUACGGACCGUAAUAUCCUUCUACUAAUUUCAUCCUUUUAGUCUAGUUAUUCAUAUGUUUGCUCAAGCCAUACCGGCAUACUUGAUGAUGGUUUUUCUUCCAUCAUCUGUUGCUCAGUAUGGCAUUUUAAUCUUUUCAAUGGCAUAUUUAUCUUCAGUACAUAUUCAUAGAUGUAUGUAUAAUCCCCGGCUCGAUAUCUCUGCGGCUUUGAUGGUGCAAACUCAAAAGCUAUCUUCUUUGGCUUUUAACAUCGGUGAUGGAGUAAAGUUGUCAAAAAAAGGAACAGUUGACCAAGACUACCACAAGCUUCAUGCCGUUGAACGCCGACCUCGUCUUCUCCAGCUGGGUGGAUACUUAUUCUCAUUUCAUAACGUAAUGAUUGGUCCCUUCAGUUUUUUUGCUGAUUAUAUGAGAUUUAUUCAGGGUCAAGAAUCAGAACAGCUCCUCAAUGAAACUGAUAAAAAGCGAUUUGAGGACAACAAGGAGGCGAUACUUUACGCUAAAGCAGAGAAAUGGAAACAGAUGAAACUUCUACUACUUCAUGGUAUAUUACUCUUAUGGUCCUUUAAUAGUUUUAAACCAGAGGCAUUUUUGUCCGAAGAUUUUGCAAAAAAGAAUUACUUUCAAAAAUUUAUCUACUUAUCAAUCGCUUGUUUUGGUUUUCGUCAAAAGUUUUAUUUUGCUUGGACUCUUAGUUGUCUAUCAAAUUUAGUCGCAGGUUUUGGAUUUUCUGGAUUUAAUAAUAAAGGCGAACCGGAAUAUCGUCUGGCUACUAAUAUUUACUUUUUGCCUAUUGAACUUGGUACAAGUACAAAAGCAAUCAUAGAUUCUUGGAACACAGCGACAACACGUUGGUUACGUGAAUGUAUAUAUGAUCGUGUACCAAAACGUUAUGCUGUUUGGGCAGUUUUCGCUGCAUCAGCUAUGUGGCAUGGUUUCUAUCCAGGUUAUUAUCUAGCUUUUGUAUCUGCAGCUCUAAUCACAGUGGCAGGAAGAGUUUGUCGAAAAUAUCUUCGACCGUAUUUUCUUCGUUCAUCCGGAUUACAUUGUUUCUAUAAUGUACUAACUAAUAUAAGCGCUAUGUUAUGCUUAAAUUAUUUGGGUGUAUCGUUUCUUCUUUUGACUACUGAUAAAGUAUUGCAUUUUUGGAGACAAAUGCGCUUUAUUGGACAUAUUGGACCAUUGGCUUUAAUUAUUGGUCUUCCUUUAUUAUGUAGUAAACCAGGGGAAAUAUAAGAAUAUACUACUGAUUAAAUAUGACAUUUUAUUUUUUAAAAAUAAAAUUUUUUAAAAAAUUAAUAUUUGUCAUUUAUUAUUCACAAAUUUACUCGUUACUAAUAGAGUUAAAGAAAAGGGUCAAUAAAGCUGAUGAAUCAUAUUUCCUUUCUUACUGUUCUUCUUCUUAUUCUGUCUUUAUGAAGAACAAAUGCAGGUUUUUGUUUGAAUAUUUCCAUAUCUAUUAUUUUUAUUGAUUGCUUAAAGCAAUUCUGUUUUCAAUCUCAACAUAUCUGUUGUUUAUUGGUAAUGAUAGUAACACUAUGUUCACUAUUACUUAUUAUUAACAAUAAGCAUAUGAUUCCCCCCUCCCAAUAUACGAACCCUAUACACGCUCAUUUUAUCAACCGAUAUUACUUCACACAUCAUAUUACAUUUAUCAUUCUUAUUAGUAGUAAUAUUAAUGGGGUUGCCAUUAUUACCACCAACCCCUCCCCCUCAACUACCCAGCGUUUUACAACUGACCUCAAAACGAUGUUUGUUUGGUUUUACUUAUUUUUUUUUCAUCCUCUAUUAUCCAAAAAAUGUAUGUUUACUAUUUUGUUAUUAUUUAUCUGUUUAAGUUGUGGAAAAAGUGUGUGUUUCUGUGUAAAAUUUAUCCGCUGAUAUUCAUGUCAAACAACAUUUAUGUACUAUUUUGUUAUUAUUAUUUUUCUUUUCAUGGUAACACUAUACUAUUUAUUUAUAAAACUGGCAUUUGAUAAGAGACAAGGGAGUAUAUAUGUGUUUUAUAAUCAUUAUUAUUAUUAAUAUUGUCCAUAUGUCAAUAAAUAAAAAAAGAUGUGAUACAGU
Schistosoma rodhaini is the source of this 2298-nucleotide messenger RNA. NCBI's taxonomy places the organism in Eukaryota, Metazoa, Platyhelminthes, Trematoda, Strigeidida, Schistosomatidae. The record is from the annotation of a GenBank genome assembly.